AUGGCGGAAAUAGUGUACCCGCAAGGCUGCCGCCCAAUAACCGAUGACCUAGGUCCGGAUGAACUUGUCCGAAGACUUAAGGCGCUCGCCCACACCUUACAAGGUCUUGGGCAAGAUGAGGGCAUGUACCAACAGUAUAUACCACUGGCAUUACACCUGGCCGAUGACUUCUUCCUCUCACACCCCUCAAGGGAUGUGCAACUGCUUAUUGCUUGCUGCAUCGCUGAUGUGUUGCGAGUAUAUGCACCAGAGGCACCAUAUAAGGAUCAGGAACAGGUCAAGACGAUAUUCCUGUUCCUGAUCAAUCAGUUACAAGGUCUAAAGGACCCGAAGGAUCCAGCGUUUAAGAGAUACUUCUAUCUUCUGGAAAACCUGGCUUAUGUGAAGUCAUUUAAUAUGUGCUUUGAACUUGAGGACUGCCAAGAGAUCUUCUGCGCACUUUUCUCGCUCAUGUUCAAAAUUGUUAACUCAGAACACUCAUCCAAGGUGAAAUCCUUCAUGCUGGACGUCCUCUGUCCGCUAAUCACAGAAUCGGACGUUGUCUCAAACGAGUUAUUAAAUGUCAUACUAAUUAAUCUAGUGGAGCCCAAUAAAAGGGAUAACAAACAUGCAUACGCACUUGCUAAAGAACUCUUGGCUAAGACUUGUGACACCCUGGAGCCAUAUAUACAAGCGUUUUUCAACCACGUUCUAAUCCUUGGCAAAGAAGAAAAAGGUCUUCUUAUAUUUUCAAAAGUUUAUGAAUUAAUUUACGAGUUAAAUCAGUGCUGUCCCACGGUCCUACUGUCUGUCCUCCCACAGCUCGAAUGCAAGCUAAAAUCGGCUCAAUUCCAAGAGCGGUUAAGCGCUGUUGCCUUACUGGCUAGAAUGUUCUCUGAACCCGGCUCGGAACUUGCCAAGCAAUACCCCGCUCUAUGGCGGGCGUUUUUAGGUCGAUUCAACGAUAUCUCAGUUCCAAUUAGAAUCAAAUGUGUCCAAUAUUGUAUGCAUUUCCUUGUCCACCACCGGGAUUUGAGGCAGGAUAUCACAGAUACGCUUAAAAUGAGACAGCACGACGCUCAUGAGCAAGUGCGGUACGAAGUCGUUAUGGCAAUAAUAGCGACCGCUCAAAGAGAUUUCGAAGCGGUAGCCGAGUCUGAAGAUUUACUACACUUCGUCAAAGAGAGGACUUUGGAUAAAAAGUUCAAAAUACGCAAAGAAGCCAUGUCAGGUCUAGCAAUGAUUUACAAGAAAUUCCUAACGGAAGACAGUGUACCUCCAGCAACGGAAAAAGCGGUUGAAUGGAUCAAAGACAAAAUCCUCCACGGGUACUACAUGACAGCUAUCGAAGAUCGACUCCUGGUUGAGAGGCUCCUGAACACGUCCCUGGUGCCAUACACCCUCCCGCCGCAGACUAGAAUGAAGAAACUCUACUAUCUGAUGUCGAAUGUCGGCGAUAAUGCCACUAAAGCGUUUAUUGAAUUGCAAAAACACCAACUGGCGGUGCGUAGGACGGUGGCUGAGUGGGUGGAGUUGCACAGGAAGCCGCCGACCCCGCAGGUGCAGAAGGAAAUGAUAACUAAAGUGCUGCACAUAAGCUCCAAGUUCUUGCCGGAGUCGGUGAAGGCGCAGGAGUUUUUAAAUCAGUUCUCGGAGCAUAUGAAAAAGGCGCCGGAGUUGUUGCAGGGAAUGGAAACGAUUUUGAAUCCGAAUGUUAGCUGUGAAGUCUGUGUUCGGACGACUUCAAGCGUUCUUAAAAAGCUUGGUCAGCCGGUGAUGACCAAUAUAUACUAUAAUACAGUGAAAAUGCUCCUUGAGCGAGUGAGUUCAGUGAUGGUAGACCAUGAAUCUUUGUUAAUCCUUGUCGGUUAUGUGGAAGGUGCUGUGAGGGGAACAGAUACUUCAAUAGCUGAAGAAUGUGGUAUAGACAUACAAAAGGCCGCAUCGCGCGGUCUCAAACUCAUAGUGAUGUUGUCGUUUGUGUUUCCGGCACAUUUCUUACACGAGGACGUUCUGAAUCGUCUCACUUCACUAUUGGAGUUGGAUGAUGAAACUAUAGCCCCACAUAUUCUCGCUGCGUUGACUUUCCUCGGGAAAUAUAGACCUUUGGGUGAAGCAUGCCCGACAUUGUUUCCAAAAUUGAUAACAUUAUGCAAAGCUUAUGCUGAAGUUGGAACACCGAAACAAGCCAAGAAUGCCGUCAGAUGUCUCUUCGUAAACGUUCCGGAGCAGAGGACACAGAUAUUCACAGAAAUACUUGAGACGUUGAAGAGUACGCUGAAUCCGCAGUCGGAGCACUACAGGACGGCGAUAGUUACGUUGGGACAUAUUGCACACAAUUUGCCUGAUAACUUCCCUGUUCACAUCAAGAAUAUUGUUUCUAGAAAGAUUGUAAAAGAGCUCUUAGUCCGCGAAGGUGGCGGCGGCCCCAAUGCCCCACAAGGGGACUGGUGUUCUGAAGAUGAGUUGCCCGAGGAGACCCGAUGCAAGUUGGAAGGUCUCAAAUGUAUGGCACGAUGGCUGCUGGGGCUGAAGAAGGAUGAACUGUCAGCUCAGAAGACGUUUAGGAUGCUGAACGCGUUCAUCACGCAUAAAGGAGAUUUGUUGCAGCAAAACCAGUUGUCUAAAGCGGAAAUGGCGCACUUGAGGCUGGCUGCGGGCGCGGCCAUGUUGAAAAUCUGUGAACAGAAAGGAGUCGGGGAUCAGUUCACCGCAGAGCAGUUUUAUAAUUUGUCACAUCUUAUUGUGGACGAUGUACUACAAGUCAGAGAAACCUUUGCUGCAAAAUUACAUAAAGGAUUAUCGAAGGGCAUACCAAACAAAUGCCUGCCUCUAGACUUCAUGGGUAUGUACGCACUGGCGGGCCGAGAGCCGGACAGACGCGUGCGGGGCAUCAUACGGCAAUAUAUGCUAGCGGACGUAGUGCGGCGCAGGGAAUACGUACGGAAUAUUACUAUUGGGACCAAGGUGGAGCAAGCAGUGAGCCAGCUUCCGCACAUAAUGCCGGACUACAUGCUGGUGUUCGCUGUACCGGUGUUGACACACGACCCGACGUUCACCAACUACGAUAAUGUCGCACAGCUUAAGACGAUGAAACAGUGCCUCUGGUUCAUCCUGGAGCCGCUGAUCACGCGAAAUGACUUCUACUGCUACAGCUUCUAUAAGAACCUUGUCGAGAAGAUGAAAUUACACAAGGACGCGCUGAAUGAGACGGACGAUAGUGUUAACUUUAAAUUAUGGGCAAUCUGUGACCUAUCGAUGUCCGUGAUAUGGUCUCGGUCCACGAGCUUCGAAAUGCGAGAGUUCCCCUCGGACGUCCGCAUUCCCACGAUGUACUUUGCGCCUCAGAGCGAGUGCUUCGUUAACACGAGGGUCUUUUUACCGCCUGAAUUACAGUUCCAACCAAAACGCGGUCAGCAAAUGGAGCACACAGUGGCGCCUCGUGGCAGAAAGAGAGUUCGGCCCAUACAAAAUAAAGAAGACAAUUCUAACGAAUGCGAGCCGUCAGAAGCGUCAGACACACAGAUAAUAGUGCCAGGAUUGGAACACCCGCCUGAGACUGAUUUAGAAGAGCCACAGGCAAAGAGAAUGGCUGACUCAAUAUUGGUUUGA
This is a messenger RNA of Pieris macdunnoughi, 3591 nucleotides long. The record is from the annotation of a GenBank genome assembly. NCBI's taxonomy places the organism in Eukaryota, Metazoa, Arthropoda, Insecta, Lepidoptera, Pieridae.